Molecule: messenger RNA, 3686 nt
Organism: Phacochoerus africanus (Common warthog)
Lineage: Eukaryota; Metazoa; Chordata; Mammalia; Artiodactyla; Suidae
Gene: PIWIL2
Product: piwi like RNA-mediated gene silencing 2
Exons: 22
Coding region: 3-2960 (985 amino acids)
Biological process (GO): regulatory ncRNA-mediated gene silencing
Cellular component (GO): P granule
Molecular function (GO): protein binding; piRNA binding
Source: RefSeq, a predicted model, not a curated record
CAAUGGAUCCUGUUCGACCACCCUCCAGGGUCCUGUCUCCUGUGCACCCAUCUCGCUCUGUGCGGAUGCCAGGCUCUCGGCCACAAGCUCCAAAACCUUUGGACUCAGCUCUGGGUAGGGCAGGACCUUCAGGCAGAGGCCGUGUAUUUGGAAUGGGAGAAGAGCCAAGCCCACCGAGUGGGCCAACACAAAGGGAAUCUGUGGGUUUGGUCCCCAUGUUCCAAGGACUGGGCCUUGAAACAGCAUCCCAGACCUCUCUGAAACAGGAAAUGCCUCCUUUAGGUAGAGGCAUUUUAGGUCGAGGCUUGUCUACCAGGGUGGCACGCAAGGACAAAGAAGAACCCCAUCCCACUCUUCUGGAUCCUUCAAUGUUGGCAGCUGGGGAUAGCAAGAUGGCAGAGGCCUCUUUUGGUUGGAAUAGAAUGCUUGGAAGAGGGAAUUUGGAUGCAUCUUUAUUACCUGUGGGAAGAGCAGGUCGUGGUAUUGGCAGAGGAGUAUACAAGCCUCUGAGUGCUCCCAGCCUGACUGGUGGUAUUGGUAGAGGAGUGUACAAGGCUCCAGGCCUGACUUCUCCGGAUCCCGCCCAGCUGUCAUCUCCGUCACCCCUGCCUCCAGCACCACUGCACUCUCUGGAUCACCCUCCACUUGGGACUGCAGAACACAAGGAAAAAGAGAUUCUUGUGAAGCAAGGAUCAAAAGGAACACCUCAAUAUUUGGGAUUAAACCUUAUCAAAAUACAGUGUCAAAAUGAAGCAGUUUAUCAAUAUCAUGUGACUUUCAGCCCCAAUGUGGAGUGCAAAAGAAUGAGGUUUGGCAUGUUGAGGGACCAUCAAGCUGUCACCGGAAACACCACUGCUUUUGAUGGAUCCAUUCUUUAUCUGCCUGUUAAGCUUCAACAAGUUCUUGAGUUAAAAAGUCAAAGGAAAACUGACAGUGCCGAGAUCACCAUUAAGAUUCAGUUGACAAAGAUCCUGGAGCCCUGUUCUGACUUGUGCAUUCCCUUCUACAAUGUUGUUUUCCGUCGGGUAAUGAAACUUCUAGAUAUGACACUUGUGGGGAGAAACUUCUAUGACCCUAUACGUGUUAUGGUACUACAGCAACACAGAUUGCAGAUCUGGCCAGGCUAUGCGGCCAGCAUCCGAAGGACAGAUGGAGGCCUUUUCCUGCUAGCCGAUGUCUCCCACAAGGUCAUUCGGAAUGAUUCUGUGCUGGACAUCAUGCAUGCCAUGUACCAACAGAACAAAGAAAACUUCAAGGAUGAGUGCACUAAGCUUCUGGUUGGCAGUAUUGUUAUAACCCGAUAUAAUAAUCGUACCUAUCGUAUUGAUGAUGUGGAUUGGAACAAGACUCCAAAAGACAGCUUCUCCAUGUCUGAUGGGAAGGAGAUUACCUUUUUGGAAUACUACAGCAAAAACUAUGGGAUCACAGUAAGGGAAGAGGACCAGCCACUGCUCAUCCACAGGCCCAGUGAGCGACAGAAUAACCAGGGGAUGCUGCUAAAAGGUGAAAUCCUGCUGCUGCCUGAGCUUUCCUUCAUGACUGGAAUCCCUGAGAAGAUGAAGAAGGACUUUAGAGCCAUGAAGGAUUUGACCCAGCAGAUCAACCUGAGCCCCAAGCAGCACCAUGAUGCUCUGGAAUGCUUGCUACAGAGAAUUUCAAAAAAUGAGAUAGCCAACAAUGAACUGACACGUUGGGGACUCUGCCUGCAGAAGGAUGUACAUAAGGUUGAAGGACGUGUUCUGCCAAUGGAAAGAAUUAACCUAAGAAAUACAUCAUUUAUCCCAUCUCAGGAGCUAAACUGGAUGAAGGAAAUAACCAGAGAUCUUUCCAUCUUGACUGUCCCCAUGCAUUUCUGGGCGCUCUUUUACCCAAAGAGAGCAGUGGAUCAGGCCCGAGAACUGGUGAACAUGUUAGAGAAGGUAGCUGGUCCCAUGGGCAUGCGCAUGAGCCCGCCGGCCUGUGUGGAGCUGAAGGAUGAUCGCAUAGAGACCUACGUCAGAACCGUUCAGUCCAUCCUGGGAGUUGAGGGGAAGAUACAGAUGGUUGUUUGCAUAAUCAUGGGCACACGUGAUGAUCUCUAUGGGGCCAUUAAAAAGCUGUGCUGUGUGCAGACUCCUGUGCCCUCGCAGGUCAUCAAUGUCCGAACCAUUAGUCAGCCCACCAAGCUUCGGAGUGUGGCGCAGAAAAUUUUACUUCAGAUUAACUGUAAAUUGGGUGGUGAACUCUGGGGAGUGGAUAUCCCUCUGAAACAAUUAAUGGUGAUUGGGAUAGAUGUUUACCAUGACCCCAGCAGAGGCAUGCGCUCAGUGGUUGGCUUUGUUGCAAGCAUCAAUCUCACUCUCACAAAGUGGCAUUCACAAGUGGUAUUCCAGAUGCCUCAUCAGGAGAUUGUGGAUAGCCUGAAGUUGUGCCUGGUGGGCUCCUUAAAAAAGUUUUAUCAGGUGAACCACUGUCUCCCAGAGAAGAUUGUGGUGUACCGUGACGGAGUGUCUGAUGGCCAAUUAAAGACAGUAGCCGGCUUUGAGAUUCCUCAGCUCCAGCAGUGUUUUGAAGCUUUUCAGAAUUAUCAGCCCAAGAUGGUGGUAUUUGUAGUUCAGAAGAAGAUCAGCACCAAUCUGUACCUGGCUGCUGCCCAGCACUUUGUGACUCCCUCCCCUGGGACUGUGGUAGAUCAUACAAUAACAAGCUGUGAGUGGGUGGACUUCUACCUUCUUGCCCAUCAUGUACGGCAGGGGUGUGGCAUUCCUACCCAUUAUGUUUGCGUUCUCAACACUGCAAACCUGAGCCCUGAUCAUAUGCAGAGGUUGACUUUCAAACUGUGCCACAUGUACUGGAAUUGGCCUGGUACCAUCAGAGUUCCAGCUCCUUGCAAGUACGCCCACAAACUGGCCUUCCUGUCAGGACAAAUCUUGCAUCGUGAACCAGCCAUCCAGCUGUGUGAGAACCUGUUCUUUCUGUGACUGGACAGUCAGUACAUGGGCUGGUCAGAGCAGUCAGACUUCUGAACUCAGCUGUGUAGGAUCAACAGCGACCGAAAGGCGUUUUGUAUUGGUGAUUUCCCUUUUACCAACACAGUAGAAUAAGAUACCUUUUUCUUUUUCUUUCUCUUUUAAACCUGAUAUCACCAAGAAGCAGGUUCCAUUCUAAGUAUCAGCUAGAAAUCUUCCUGUUACCUUUGUAGAGCAAAUGGGGAUAGUGCUCCAACUGCAUAGGUGGGGCGGGUGAAGAUGGGACCAUUUAAGAGCCUCCAAAGCCAACAUGAGCUAUAGAAACCUGCAGAAGCAGCAAUUACACCUAUUAAACUCUGCUUACUAAGCAGUUCCCAUUUCUGGUGCCAAAGGUGGUGAUGAAUGAAGUCACUGCAAGUAUCUUAAAGUACAGAGCUACUUUAUUUAGGCAACUGAGAAAGGUAAUAAAAAGGCAGAGUUUAAGAUACAGCUCUCGCUGGCAAGUGUGGUAAGGUAUGUCGUAAAACCACCUGGUGGGGAGUCAGUGCCUCACUGACCUCAUCUUCUCUAGGGAUAGAACUAAUGAUACCUAUGACUUGAGCUAGCUUUGAAAGAGGAUGUUUAGCUAUUCCCUGGCCUCUUGAGAGAGGCCAGAUGCAGUUUUUUCUGCAUAUUUCAGUUGCUUUAUUGUAUGUCUUGUUUUGUUUUGUUUUGGCUAUGCCCAUGGUAUGUGCAAGU